Messenger RNA from Carassius gibelio (silver crucian carp), 2886 nucleotides. Its product is annotated as receptor activity-modifying protein 1. Gene Ontology annotation, biological process: receptor internalization; calcium ion transport; cellular response to hormone stimulus. The record is from RefSeq and is a predicted model, not a curated record. Gene Ontology annotation, cellular component: cell surface; signaling receptor complex; membrane. The coding region runs from base 640 to 1077 and encodes 145 amino acids. Gene Ontology annotation, molecular function: coreceptor activity. Lineage: Eukaryota; Metazoa; Chordata; Actinopteri; Cypriniformes; Cyprinidae. The transcript has 3 exons.
AGACAAGUUUCUCUAUUUUUUGGCAGUGUAUAAUAGCGAUCUGUGUAUUUAUUAUAUAAUGCACAUAAAAUUGUGUGCAUGUUACCUACACAGUAGUAGCCUACAUUUGGAAAUGAGCAUGAAGCUCGAUCUUGUGCAUAAUUUCGCUAAUGUGUGUUUUCCUUAUUAGUGUGAACUCCACAGUUUAAGUAACAGUGGUUCCCUCACUACUCUAAUUGAUUAUGUUCAUGUUUGUUAUUAGCCAGCAUAAAUUGAUGAGCCGUGAGGGAGGUGGCUUCGUUUUUACUGUUGCCACAAGCACGGCUCACAUCUUGUAGUUGUGCCCCUGACGCGUGAUGGAGCGCACAGCCCGGCUGUCCACGAGCGACUUCAGAGACAACUACUGAGCGCACGCGCUUCAGCUGACCCGAGACCCCGUUCUGUUGUUCUUGUGGCUUUAUUCGGCACUAAAGCAGUACUUUAUAAAAGACAGGGCAUGGUGACUGAGUGGAAGGGAGGAAUUCUCUCUUCUGCGUCUUAAGCGGAGAUUCAGCGUUGAAUGAAACCGUCUGCAAAACCUGCCAAAAGCGCAGAUGUGUCGAGAGACUAGUGCCGUUUAAUCGACUAUCCACAAACUUCUGUGGCUUUGAUUGACACGUCAUGGCAUCAGUGUCGUGGAGACGCGCGCUUUUCGUCUUGCUAGUUGUGAAUCUGUCUGUGCUAACGACAGCGUGCAGCAGUCACUAUGGAAAUGCCAUUGAGGAGUUCUGCCUAGCAAAGUUCAAGCUGGACAUGGAGGUUCUGGAUCAGCACCAGUGGUGCAGCUGGGAGGACACAGUUGAGUCCUAUGGGGAACUGACCAACUGCACGUUCCUGGUGGCUCUGAAGAUGAACUGUUUCUGGCCCAACCGAAUGGUGGACGAAUUCUUCAUCCGGGUGCACAGGCACUACUUCCAUGACUGCUCAGUGUCCGGACGUCUGCUUCACGAUCCACCCAAUCGGAUCUUGGGGCCUUUUAUCGUGGUGCCCAUUCUGGUGACACUACUCAUGACUGCUCUAGUGGUGUGGAGGAGUAAACGCAGCGAGGGAAUCGUAUAAUCAUAUACAAUAAAGUACCUCCACACAGAACAAUAGAGAAGGAGAUAUCUAACAGGUUGCAAACACUAAGAAAUAAAGUGAUUGUGUAUCCACUUAUAGUGAACGCUGUCACUGUGUUAUCUGCACUCAGAUAACUUACAGGUCAUUUAUAUGGACAGAAUAUUUCAAAACAAAUACUACAAGGUAGUUUUCAACUAAAUGUUUUGUCAUGCCUGCAUUAUGCCAGUAAAAGAGAUCUCCAAUCUGUAUGCAAGUCAUUAUCACAAUGAUGGACACGUUUCACCUUGGAUGGACACACACCAAACUAAAGGGAGGACACUUUUAUUCCCGCGUGUUUGACAGACCUUUACUGUCAUUUGAACACUGGACUCACCCAUCAACCUCAAUGCAUUUCACACUCAUAAAUGUGCUUUGUACCAAAUGAUAACACUCAUUCAGUCAUGAUUAAUAUUGUUUUGUUGGUUCAAGAAAGAAAACUAAUAAAAGAAGAGGACAACGACCACAAACAUGCCAAUAAUAUUUACAGUAUCAGUGAUCCCCCAAAUCACCAUUGAAUAUUGUAAGACACUCAAAAAGCAGUUGGAGAUUCAAAUGGUUUGUCCAAAAUCUAAAGUGAAUGUAUCUAUCAUAGAAAAUGUUCACAAUGCAUUGCUACAUCAAAAUUAUCAAAGGUUUUGGGGAGCUGUGAUAAAUUGAUACUUUUCAGUAUUGAAUAAAAUCAAUAAAAAAAAAAAAAAAAAAAAAAAAGACUAUUGGACCCAAUGUGAUGGUGUUUGUGUAUGUAUGUGUUUGUGUGUGUACUGUGUGUAUAUACAUUGCAGUUGCAUUUUUUUUUUUUUUAAGAAUAUAAAAUAAUAAGUGUGGCUUAUCAUGCAAAUCAUAGUAAAAUCUAUGUGCAUUUACAUAUAGUAUAUACAACACAAAUGUCAUGUAAAUUAAAUUUGUACAAAUUUGUAAUACUUGUAAUAACAAGCUCAUUUUCAAUGCACCGGCAGAUGCAGACAGUUACCAGAUUACAAUAUCACUUUCUCAGACAUUCCAAGACUCAACAAACAAUCAGCGAAAAUAAGUGCUGACCAGCAUCAAGCAGGGGUAACACUCUGACCUGACAAAACUGACCUGGCGUCUGUCAGUGCAGUGUGAAUUGGGAUAAAGACUGUAAAACUACUAUUUAACAUUGUUUUUUUGUUUGUUUUUUUAUCACCAAGACAUAAUAGAAUGUCACUAGGGACAAUUUGUUACCUGCAUUACAUUUAACCUUUUAGUAAGCUUAAAUGUCAAAAUUGUUAGUUCAGCGUUUUGACAAACCCCCCGAAUAGGUAACUCUGCCUUAGACAGUAGACAUCUAUAUACUUCAGCCAAUAGACAGUCAGGCAGCUCAUCAGGUUCUGGAUCAGAGCUGCAGUCUUUUGUACUGGCUAUCAGAAACUACUAGAAGCAGUGAACCAAAAAGAAUCACUGCAUUUAUUUGAUAUCUCUCAUCUCAUGGGCUCUAGUCAUAAGGUCAUGUCAAGGGAAAAUAUUUUCUGUCUGUAGCGGAGAGCAACCUACUAGCUAAGAUGUUUGCAGCAUGUAUUAGGGAAUAAUUCAUGUAUUAGCACUAAAAUGAUGUUUUUAUUCACAUGGUUCUGCUAAUUGCUUUUUUAAAGUUAUAUCUAUGUAUCUCUGGAGCUCUUUACCCACAGAGAGAGGUUUUAAAGACUUUGGCGAAGUGGAGAGUGGCACAGAGAUGGUAGACAUUUCCAAUAUCAGCUGAAUUUCAAAGCCUCUGAUUUCUAUUGCAGUUAUAAUAAAGACAUUUGCCCUUGA